Molecule: messenger RNA, 804 nt
Organism: Cryptomeria japonica (Japanese cedar)
Lineage: Eukaryota; Viridiplantae; Streptophyta; Pinopsida; Cupressales; Cupressaceae
Exons: 1
Coding region: 1-804 (267 amino acids)
Molecular function (GO): zinc ion binding; nucleic acid binding
Source: RefSeq, a predicted model, not a curated record
AUGGAAACAUAUUUGUCAUCCGUAGGAUAUGAUGUCUGGAUGUCAGUCAAAAAUGGGUAUACUGUCCCUACCACUCCUACCAAUCUUGAUGCAAAAAGGGAAUAUGAACACAAUACUAAAGCCAAGCAUGCUAUCCUUAGUGGAUUGUCAGACAUAGAGUUUGUUAAAGUUACUCACUACACAUUUGCAAAAGAAACUUGGGACAAGCUGCAAAGAAUUUAUGAAGGAGAUGCGAAAGUAAAGGAGGCUAAAUUGCAACAUCUCCGAGCUCAGUUUGAAAGUCUGAAGAUGAAAGAUGAAGAAAAUAUUGUUGAUUAUCUACAAAGGGUGGAUGAAACCGUAAAUGCAGUAAGAGGUCUUGGAGAAAAUAUUGAAGAUGAAGUAAUAGUGAAGAAGGUGCCGAGGUCUCUAACAACAAAGUAUGAUACCAAGGUCUCUGCCAUUGAGGAAGCUAAAGAUUUGAAAACCUUCUCCAUGGAUGAACUUUUUGGUUCAUUAUUUGCAUAUGAAAUGAGAACUAUAAGUGUUGAACCGUCAAAGAAAGAAGUUUUCUUCACCUCCGAGAACAAAGGGAAAGAGACUGCAAUUUGUGUAGAUGAUGUUGAAGCCAACUUUGUAAGGAAAUUAAAGAAAGGAUCAAGUAAGUAUAGAGGAAAUCUUCGCUUCAAAUGUUUUGACUGUGGUAAAAUAAGACAUUUUGCUGACAAGUGUCCUUAUAAGAAGAAGGAAGAUAAUAAUGAGGGUGAUGUCAAGGAUACAAGUAAAAAGUUUUAUAAUCCUACUAGAAGAAACUUUCAAAAGUAG